GAGCCUGCUCUAGCUUGACGCAGCCGCAGAUGGCAGUACUUAUAACGUGUGAGGGUCUCGUUAAAGCGGAGUUCCGCUGCCUCCACACACUUCAGAGAGCGCCGCUCAUCCGCGCUGCAGUCAUCACCCUGAACCCGUUCUGAGUCUCCCUCGGAGUGACGAUGGCAGACAGCUCGCACUGUUUCUACUGUCGGGAGGACCUCGGGGGGAAGAAGUUCGUCCGCAACGAAGGCAAGCCGGUGUGCGUUCGCUGCCAUACCAAGUUCUGCGCCAACUCCUGCACCGAGUGUCAUCGACCCAUCCCUCUGGAAUCAAAGGAACUCAGCCAUAAGGGCCGGUACUGGCAUGAGGAGUGUUUCCGUUGUGUGAAGUGUUACAAGCCUCUGGCCAGGGAGCCCUUCAGCACCAAGGAUGACCGCAUCAUGUGUGGGAAGUGCUGCUCCAGAGAGGAUGCUCCACGCUGCCAUGGCUGCUAUAAACAAAUACUUGCUGGCACAGAGAGCGUGGAGUACAAAGGGAACUCAUGGCACGAUGAGUGUUUCACCUGUUGCAACUGUAAACGACCAAUAGGAUCGCAGAGUUUCCUCUCCAAAGGAGAUGACAUUUACUGCAACCCCUGCUAUGACAAGAAGUUUGCCAAACAAUGCGUCAGCUGCAAAAAGCCAAUAACCUCUGGAGGAGUGAACUACCAGGACCAGCCGUGGCACAGCCACUGCUUUGUGUGCAGCUCCUGCUCAAAGCCUCUGGCAGGGUCGAGUUUCACCAACCACCAGGACCAGGUCUUCUGCGUCGACUGCUACAAGAACUCUGUGGCAAAGAAAUGCAGCGGCUGCCAAAACCCCAUCACAGGUUUUGGUAAAGGAGUGAACGUGGUGAACUAUGAGGGCAGCUCCUGGCAUGAAUACUGCUUCAACUGUAAGAGAUGCUCCCUCAGUCUGUCCAACAAGCCUUUCAUAGCCAACGGGAGAGACAUCCUCUGCGCAGACUGUGGCAACAAGUAGAGAUGGGAGAGCUUGGUCACCAUCUAACAGCGGUUUAUAUAGUCAUUCUGUUUUUUUUUUGUUUUUUUUUGCUUCUUUUUAAAUAAAGUCUCCAUUUAAAUAUUCUGUUCCAUAUUUGCUAAGUUUUUGGGAGAUUAGCCACAAAGUGAUGGAAACACUGGGACCAAAAUGUAAUUUGUGUCCACUGCUGAUUGUUUGCUCUGAUGCUGCAUGCUAACACUAAAUGGCAGUGACUCGCUUUGUCCUAAAAGUUAAAAAUGAGAAGCUCGAAAGAUAAUUAGUAUGUAGCUAAGUCUGGCAGUUUCCUGUAGAAGGCUGUUAAUAAAAAUGUGGCAUAAAAUGUGAUACUAAAACACAUACAAACAAUGUAACAGUGUUUUGAAACAACUUUUCCUGUUUAUAUGUGAACACGGUCAGCUAAAGUAAAUGAGAUAAAUUCAGCAGAUGAAUGCAUUACUUACCUGAAAUACUAAAAGUAGAUCUAAACUGAGGUAAUGAUGUUGUAUAUGAUUCUACAAGUCAUGUAAAAUAUUUUCAAGGGUCACGUUUUCUUACUCAAGACAAUGCUAACACAGAUUCUUUUAUGAGCUGAUGGUUGUGAGAGUUGUCACUUUCAUUCAACACAGUGUAUGCUAAGUGUUAGCAUAAAGCUAGAGGACACCAUGUAUUUUCUAAAGUUAAGAAAUCGCUGCUUGUAUGUUGCAGUUAGGUGACAUAAUUUUGAAAUAAAUAUGUGAAUUCUGAUUCGUUCUGUUUUAGUAAUUUUCCAUCUUCUUUUAACACAUCAGUAACUGCUUUUUUAAGUGGCAUUAAUGUUGUUUUUCUAUAUUUGAAAGCUGAUACUGUCAUAUGACCAAAAAAAAGUGAUUUUGUUUAAAUAACCAAAAUGAUAUCUAUAUUUGUAACUGCUAUUUGCCAUGGGAUUAGUAUGCUUAUUGUAUGUUUUAAGUAAAUAAACUUUUAUGCACUUUUCUUAACCAUUUGCCCUCCAAGAAUAGAGGACAUUUAAAUAUCAAAUUGGAAUAUAUGCAAACUGCUUACCUUGAUGUGUUGCUAAAAUGAAAUAAACUUUCUACAAAACUGA
Molecule: messenger RNA, 2085 nt
Organism: Siniperca chuatsi (mandarin fish)
Lineage: Eukaryota; Metazoa; Chordata; Actinopteri; Centrarchiformes; Sinipercidae
Product: four and a half LIM domains protein 1-like
Exons: 6
Coding region: 162-1001 (279 amino acids)
Biological process (GO): muscle organ development
Molecular function (GO): transmembrane transporter binding
Source: RefSeq, a predicted model, not a curated record